Micropterus salmoides (largemouth bass) is the source of this 992-nucleotide messenger RNA. RefSeq names its product opa interacting protein 5 (gene oip5). The transcript has 5 exons. The record is from RefSeq and is a predicted model, not a curated record. The coding region runs from base 298 to 834 and encodes 178 amino acids. Gene Ontology annotation, biological process: CENP-A containing chromatin assembly; chromosome segregation. Gene Ontology annotation, cellular component: nucleus; chromatin; chromosome, centromeric region. Lineage: Eukaryota; Metazoa; Chordata; Actinopteri; Centrarchiformes; Centrarchidae.
AGCCGUUAAUUAACUGUCGGUUAAUUUUUUCACUUAAAUUUCGACGCUUAAGAUGAGUAAAAAAAAAUCGUAUUAUUUAUUUGGAUUUUAAUUUUAUUUACAACGCUUACUCUUUGGCAGCAUUUCUGUCAUGGAGCCAGAUGGUGGCGGUGUUAAGGUAACGAGCACACUAACGUCUCAGCGCGCCAAGGUUAAACAGAAAGAAGGGACAUCCUGUUUUAUGAUUCCUCCGAACUUAAAUACAAAGUCGAAAGUGGGACAGCUAACAUUAGCUAGGCUCCGUAAAACUUAAUUAACAUGGAAUUUGACGAAAGCCUCUUAAUCCAACGUACUGGUGAUGGAAUCCUGGCCACAGAGGCAGAACACAACCAGCGGAUGACUCUCCACUGUCAGCAAUGCAACACAGUUUUGGGCGACUCUCUCGGCGUCUGUGGGGAGAUCACAUGUAUGGACUCUAUCAUGUGCCUAAAAGUAACUGAUGAUGUUGUCAUCGGUGAUGCAAUGGAAUCAGGACAUAAAGGAGAAAUGGCUAAUUGCAUCUACAGUUGUCUAAAAUGCAGCGGCUGCUUCUGUGCUGUGGGGAAAGUUAUUCACUCAGCCCCGUCGCAUUUAGCUAUGGCUCGCUCCAUCUUCCUCCUCUACAAAGCAAACAUCAGUUGUUACAUCCUCAACAGCAGCUCAAUGGUGAAAGCAUCCACAAUUACAUUUGAUCUGAAGCCCUUCGGAGAAAGCAUGAAUAAGGUGAGACAGCAGUUUGAAGCACAGUUGGAUCACAUGGCAAAUAUUAAGAGCAGACUGGCCGACAGGAGAGUUAACAGUGAAUUGGACAAGUAGUGUACAGAAGCGAUGUAGACUGUAGCUAGUCCUAGGUUUAGGGACCAUGUGUUCUCCAUUCUGCUUUUCAGUCAUUCUUGUAGUGUGUGUUGUAAAUUUUGUUGUUUUUUCUCUCUGUGAUUUUUGUUCUCAUUAAAUGAUUUUUGGUGAUGCAGGCA